GUUAUGUUGCUUUUCCAACCGGCUUUGAUACGUAUUCGUGUUCGGAUUUGACGUAUGUAUUCCACCCGGUGUGGAGAGUGAUGACCUAUUUGAAUUAGUGGAUUUCGUUCGGAUAAAAGUGAAGUGAUCAAAUUUGUAAUGAAGCCAACAGGAGCUGCUGUGAUCGCUUUGGUUAAUUUGUUCUACUUGAUCAAAGAUGCGGCAACGUUGCAGAAGUUUGAUAAGCAGCCUCAUUACUCCGAGGUCAACCCUGGAGAAGACAUCAGACUUGACUGUAAGAUAUUCAACAAGAGAGGCACGUGCUCUUGGCAGAAGGACAAUAAGCCCGUCGGCAUCUACCUCAAGAAGUAUGAGUGGGCGGGGAACCAGGAGAGCGGCGACUGCAGUCUCUGGAUUCGAGCAGCGACGCUCGAAUUCGACGACGGCGAGUGGGAGUGUCAGGUGACAGCGAGUGACUUCACCACUCAGGAUGCGCUGACAAGUUCACCUGUACGACUUGUGGUUAGAGUCCAACCACAGCGGCCCAGGAUAGAACACCGUAGCAACGUCGUCCUGCCUGGACACAAUGUGACGGUCAAGUCUGGGGACAAAGCCACGGUCAAGUGCCUCAGCAAGUAUGGCAACCCUCCGGCCAAGCUUAUGUGGUUUUUAGGUGAAGUUGACGUCACCAACAUGAGCAGUCAGAGCAACAGUCCUGAGAUAGACAACCCGAGGACCUGGGUGGCCAGCUCUGUCCUGGAGAUAUCCUUGGACAAGGACCACCACCAGAGGAGUCUUCGGUGUGUCGCGGUGCAUGAGAGUUAUCCUGCCAAGAGUCAGAGUGCCGAGGUCCGACUGGACAUUACCUAUCCUCCAGAGACGCGGUUGGUCGGCACCCCCGGGUCAGACGUGGAGGAGGGGGUAGACACGGUGGUCCUGAGGUGCGUGACGGAUGCCAACCCCCCGGCGACCAUCACCUGGCGACGCUCGGACCGCCAGGAGGUCGUCAGUGCCGAGGAGUCGCUCCAGUUCCGUCCAGUCACCAGAAGAGAUUCUGGGACUUACACCUGUCAAGCUAGCAACAAAUGGGGUUCUAGCGACCCUCUAACCGUCCAGUUAGACGUCAAAUAUGCCCCAGUGGUCAAGUCUGUGGGUCCGGACCGUUUGACCACAGCCUCCCUUUACUCCCAGGCUCUGUUCAACUGUGAGGCCGAGAGUCAUCCUCCCCCGCAGUACCAGUGGCUACAGAAACUGUCGGCCACUGCAUCCCAGGACGCCAUGGUCCGGGGCUCAGAGCGUCAACUUCUGCUGCGUAACGUCACCUACGACCACCAGGGAGAGUACGUCUGUAGAGUAGUCAACUUCAUCGGAGGCAAGGAGAGGAUGACUCAGAGCGAGGCAGUCAGUUUGCAAGUCGUCGGAGCGCCACAGAUCCUCAGAGAAGGCGGGGAUGACGCGCUGGUAGAGGUGGUGAUGAUGCGAGGGCAGACUGCAGUGCUGAGGCAAGUGGUGUGUGCUGACCCUCGACCUCGGCGACUGAUGUGGGAGUGGGGCAGUCUGCAGCUAUCAGCCGGGCAAGGGCUGGGCAGAUACCACGCGGAGGACCUUAUACAGGAUGAGAGGGAGGACUGCUACGAAGCUCGUCUGGUGAUUCAGGAUGUGGAACCCGCAGACUCCAGGAAUUACUUUAUGUUCGUAGAGAAUGACCGCGGCAACGACCGGCACUCUGUGCGGCUGGCCGUCCGUGAACCUAUUGCCAUGACUACCUUGAUCAGCCUAGCUGGAGCUUGUUUCGUAGUCUUCCUCCUGUGUAUACUCUGUGCUGUCUAUUGUGUCAGAGCAGAAAAGUGCUGCUUUAAUAGAAGAGGUGACUUUAGACCAACAGAUUUGGAAAGUGUGAUCUUUUACAGCGAGAAGUCCGAGUUGGACAGCACAGGGAGGAAGACGCCCAAGAUAGACGGACACAGUGUGCUGCACAAUGCAGCGGAGGCUAUGUACUGCAGCACCCCCACAAGACGGCCCCCCCACACCAUCACUGCGGGGGGCUCGCCAGAGGCCAUGAAGGUGAGGCUUGCCGCCAUGGUUCUGCAGCCCCCCACCAGAGUGUAAACCGCCGCGCCAUGCAUCAGUGUUUGCAUCAGUGACUGUGUGUGAUCUCCAGCAUGUGAUAUGGACACUAGCGAUUGCACUGCACCGGACUGAAUCUGUAGAUUAGUCUUAGCACUUAUGAUUUCGCUAGUCAUCACCAAAGACAUUGACAAUAGUUAAGACAAUAAAGCGAUAGUUAAUGUAUAUUUUUGUAAAUAUUUCCACUUUAGUUUUCAUACUUUUUUACAAAGGCUGCAUGAUCGACAAGCACUCGGGUAAAGCUCAAGCACCUGCAUCUAGCACGUUUAAGCACUGCCUCACUGCAUUACUGUUAUACGUUUGACUGUUGUAUUUCUUGUAUUAAAUUAAGUUGUAACUCAUAAGGUUAGCCAAAGUAGUCCUUCUAUGGCAAGAGAGAUAUCUCAGAUGAAUUAUUUACAAACAUGAUAAUUUCUGUAGAUUUUAACUAAAUACACAAAACACUUAAACUUCUUAUAUUCAGUAAAGGAUUCUCUAACUUUUCCAAAUUCUUUCUCAAACUUACCUUUUCCAAAUCUCACAACUGCAUAGCACCUUUAGCACUGGGGUGGUGACAGGAUGUUUGUUUUCAGAAUUACCAAGCGCACUUGAAUGCCACCGCGUGAUUUUGCUAAGCUAGGCAGACAGUUGAUGUUGUAGUGAUGUAUGUGUGUGGGGCUAGCGAGGUGCGAGCCAUAGUCACCGGCGCAGUACGGGCGCCAGACGCAGGUCCAAGGAGGACACUUUCAAGGAGCUGCAGGUGCCGAGUGUGAGCGCUCAUGGGGCCACUAUCAACAGAAUGUCCUACUACAACAAGGCGUUCCC
Molecule: messenger RNA, 2910 nt
Organism: Macrosteles quadrilineatus (aster leafhopper)
Lineage: Eukaryota; Metazoa; Arthropoda; Insecta; Hemiptera; Cicadellidae
Product: irregular chiasm C-roughest protein-like
Exons: 12
Coding region: 139-2088 (649 amino acids)
Biological process (GO): cell-cell adhesion
Cellular component (GO): cell-cell junction
Molecular function (GO): cell adhesion molecule binding
Source: RefSeq, a predicted model, not a curated record